UUCAUGCGCUAAUAGCAAUUAAGUAAAUGUUUGCGGUUGCGGGCUGUUUCUCCGAUUGACACGUACUUCCUUUGUCUCUCACAUUCCAUAGCUUUGAGAAUAUCAGAAGAUGAAAGAUUAAAAAGAGCCAAUGCAAGAAAAGAAAAGGGAUUAUGGGUAAAGCGCUGAGUUUCUGAAGACUGAAGAGGAAUCUAGUUCUUCUUGGUUGGUCCAAUUUGCUGUUUCCUUAGAAUUAGUUUGGAAGGCGGAUAACUGUUGAAUGCCUUAUGGUAUGCUUUUGGUGAAGACAUUGUGAACACAGAAAGUUAGUAAUAUCAGACAUGGAAUGCUUACAUCCUGAAAAGAAGGUUAAGAGAAUUAUUUGGAAGCGGUCCAAGGAGAAACCGAAUGGGGAAGACUCUGCUGAAAAUGGUAUGUCAUUGAUAAAGAUGGAAGGUAAUGUGAAAAAGAGGGCCCAUUCCGAUCCAAUGACCAGUGAUUUAGACAGGCAGUACAUGAUGUCCCUUCUCCCUCUUCCCAACUUGGAAGAAUGUAACUCGGGGGUCCCUAUUGUCUUGACUGGAACAGCAUGCAAAGGGGCAACUGGACCACCUGUUGGAGUGGUUGAUAUUGGUGUUAGCGAAUCUGCGUACUAUUUUCGUAUUGCCCUACCUGGAGUCAAGAAAGACCCUGGUGAGUUCAGCUGUGAGAUAGAAAAAGAUGGUAAGGUCCUUAUUCGAGGAUUGACGUCAACUGGUGGAAGAAUUGUCUCAAGAUAUUCUCGGGUCUUUGAUAUGAAAAUUCAGCAACAAUGCUCAUCUGGACCUUUCACUGUCUCCUUUAGUUUGCCCGGGCCUGUCGAUCCUAGGUUGUUUUCACCAAACUUCAGAUCUGAUGGCAUUUUUGAAGCUGUUGUUGUGAAAUACGAAAUGUAGCUGGCAAUGUGUAGAUAAUCAUUGAAGCCAGAAUCCACCACAGAAAGCUGUUUCACUGAAGUUCCUUAAUAUGGAUUAGUGCUGACUAAUGUGCUGUAUGUACUAACUUGUAGGUUGUUGUAUGGUUCAGAUAAUGACAUGUAAGUUCCUUAAUAUGGAUUAGUGCUGACUAAUGUGCUGUAUGUACUAACUUGUAGGUUGUUGUAUGGUUCAGAUAAUGACAUGUAAGUUCCUUAAUAUGGAUUAGUGCUGACUAAUGUGCUGUAUGUACUAACUUGUAGGUUGUUGUAUGGUUCAGAUAAUGACAUGUUUCACCAUGUAAAUACAGUUAACUGCAGUUCAAAUGA
Messenger RNA from Nicotiana tabacum (common tobacco), 1261 nucleotides. NCBI's taxonomy places the organism in Eukaryota, Viridiplantae, Streptophyta, Magnoliopsida, Solanales, Solanaceae. The record is from RefSeq and is a predicted model, not a curated record.